Molecule: messenger RNA, 1877 nt
Organism: Klebsormidium nitens
Lineage: Eukaryota; Viridiplantae; Streptophyta; Klebsormidiophyceae; Klebsormidiales; Klebsormidiaceae
Source: the annotation of a GenBank genome assembly
GCUAAGAAUGCUGUUGCUGGCAGCAUUGCCCGAUCUGCCUGCCCUAGGGUCGACCACGAAUGUCCCUUUACAGUUUACUAUUAGAUUCACCAUCAGGAAGGCAGACGAGCAAAAGCCUCAGGAGGAGGGCGGCAUUUCCUUGGUCCGUAGGUAUGGCUCUCACUGGGGCAGCCAUGGAGGACGGAGCUCUCCCGAUGCUCAUUGCUCCGCCCGCCCUCUCGACUGCCCCGCUGGAGGUGCCCCAUCGCCUGCUGAUGGGCCCCGGCCCUUCCAACGUGCCGGCCAGAGUGCUGGCGGCCGCGGGCCUACCGCUUUUGGGACACAUGCACCCGCAGUACCUCAAGAUCAUGGACGAGUGCCAGGCCUGGCUGCGCUACGCCUUCCAGACGACCAACGAGCUCACGCUCGCAGUCAGCGGCUCAGGCCACGCCGCAAUGGAGGCCGGCAUCGCCAACCUCGUGGAAGCGGGGGACCCCGUUCUAGUUGCCGAGAACGGGCUCUGGGGGGAGCGCGUGUCCGACAUUGCGGACCGCUAUGGGGCGGAAGUGAAGACGACGAAGGUGGCGGGGGGGGAGGUAUUCACACUGGGGCAGAUUGAGGAGGAGCUGCGCAGGCACCGGCCGAAGCUGCUGUUCCUGUGCCACGGGGACUCGUCGACAGGGGCGCUGCAGCCCUUGGUGGGCAUGGGGGAGCUGUGCCACAAGUACGGGUGUCUGCUCUUUGUCGACUGCAUCACCACGAUCGGGGGGGUGCCCGUCUUCAUCGACAAAUGGGGCAUCGACGUUGCAUACACUGGCGCACAAAAGGUGUUGAACGUGCCCCCUGGUGCGAGCCCCAUCACGUUCAGCCCGCGGGCUGUCCAGAGGAUUGCAUCGCGGCACUCCAAAGUCGGGAGCUUCUACUUGGACAUGACCCUAGUGGGCCGCUACUGGGGUGUAGGGGGCCCGCGGAUCUACCAUCACACGGGGCUGAUCAGCAACGUGUACGUGUUGCGGGAGGGCCUCGCCCUGUUGGCUGAGGAGGGCUUGGAGGCGGCCUGGGCGCGGCACCGCCAGAGCGUCGACACGUUGCACGCGGGGCUGGAGCGCAUGGGCCUGCAGCUCUUCGUUAAAGAAAAGGCCCACCGACUGCCCACCGUGUCGACGGUCUGCGUGCCGGCCGGGGUCAAGUGGGACGCCGUUUCCAAGUUUAUCAUGGAGAAAUACUCGAUGGAGAUUGCGGGCGGGCUAGGCCCGACGGCCGGCAAGGUGUGGCGGAUCGGCCUCAUGGGGGCCAACGCCAAUCCCGCCAACGUCACACUCGUCCUGGCCGCCAUGGAGGACGCAUUGCGCCACGUGGGCUUCCUGAGACGGUCUGCGUUGUGAGACUUGCGGAUGUACCAAAAGUCUAUAAAGGAUGGACUAUUGUCCACGGUUUUAGAUAGCGAUGGGAAAUGUGAGCCCCUCAGCAGGUGCUCGUAAAAGUCAUUGGUUGUGGGCAGCACGUAUUGAUUUGGGACGCCGUAUUGGCGUCCCUGAGUUGGCCGAAAUGAAAGGUCCAGGGCGACAGGAAGCGGCCCUGGAUGGGUCUGAGCUUGUCGGAUUUGAUCGUUUUGUGUAAGGAACAAACCUUAGUUUAGGCGUAUUUGAGACGCCUUCAUUCUGCGGAUGGAGGCGACUGCCAGCCAGACGGUCAGUAGAAAAAUGAGUGACCCACGGACCAUUAGCCCGGCACUGAUUGAAAACAAGUCAACGCCAACCAUGAAAACCAUUUGUGACACUGAUUGCAGUUAUGAAAAUGACUUGGUGAAAAUAAUAUGUCGUUAGGUAGCUUCAAUAUUUCUUAUAAGCAGCAAGGUGAUAUGCAUUACGAUUAAUGCAAGUGCGCCGCAUUUAUAC